This is a messenger RNA of Dentiscutata erythropus, 717 nucleotides long. Lineage: Eukaryota; Fungi; Glomeromycota; Glomeromycetes; Diversisporales; Gigasporaceae. The record is from the annotation of a GenBank genome assembly.
UGGGUUGCAUUCCUUGAAAUAGGAAGCCCCUCACAAUCUGUCACCCCCACAUAUGAUCUUGAAACUAAGAAUACUCUUAUCGAGUCUUCCCUAUGUAAUGAUUGUGUCGGCGGCUUUGGCUUUGAUGCAGCGCAGAGUUCAUCAUACAAAUACAACAAUAAUAUUUCUCAAAACAUUGGACGAUACCACAUUUACGAAUAUGGGGCGGAUCUCAUUAAAAUUGAUGGUUAUAAUGUAUCACAUUUGUUUGGUCUGGUGGAUUCUGUUAAUACGAAAUUGAAGACGGACUCAAUAGUCACGAGCAUAUUUGGACUUGGAGGUCUUUGGAAAAUAAAUAUUAAUGGAAUAGGAAUAGGUUUUAGUGACAAUACUCCUAAUAUAAAACUUAAUAACAUGGCUCAGGCUGCAGUUCUUAGUUCUUCAAAUCCUCAGAUGGUUUUUAGUAUAGAAUUUGCAAAUAACGUUACAAAUUUUGUAGGUGGUAAAUUUGAUCCACAAUACGGAUACAUUGGACCAUGUAGUUCCACUAUUUUUGGAUGGGUCAUGAUUGGAGAAGAACCUUAUUUAAUAAAUCCAUUUGAUUAUAUGUAUGCUAUACCUAUUCAGAGCGGGAGUACAACCUGUUAUGCAGGAUUCACUGACACAAAUGUUGUUUUUGAUAUUGAAAAUGCUCAAGUUGGUUUUGCACAUACAUUAUGGGGAAUUAAUAAUACUUAA